This is a messenger RNA of Lymnaea stagnalis (great pond snail), 12261 nucleotides long. Lineage: Eukaryota; Metazoa; Mollusca; Gastropoda; Lymnaeidae. The record is from the annotation of a GenBank genome assembly.
CUGUCCGUGGUCAAGGCGUUGAUCAGCCGGUGCCUCUUCGUCCUGCACGGACUCAUCUGCAUCUGGCGCGUCACGGUGGUCAAGCGAGGAGCCGUCUACUGGGCACUGAGCGCCACGCUCCCCCUGCUGGGGGCAGAGGCCUUUUACACGCUGUGCAAGAAGAAAGGGCGCGAGUGGAAGUGGUAAGUCAUGCGUGGAAGCGGUAAGUCAUGCGUGGAAGUGGUAAGUCAUGAGUGGAAAUGGUAAGUUAUGUUUAGAACUGGUAAGUCAUGCGUAGAAGUGGUAAGUCAUGCCUUUUUUAUAUAAAUAUAUCUGGCAUAUUCAGGCUUUAAAUGAUUUAUUAUUUUAUUAGAGGAAAAAUCAAUAGAGCAUAGAAAUAGCUGAAACGUGACGGAGCGUAACUCUUGAACGGCAAAUCACGAAGAAUCGCGUUCCCGGGGUUCGUGCCCCACCAACGUAUAUCUUUAGUGUGGACCCCGGCCCGAAGCGACACCCCAAAACUGAUUUGUUCGCCCGCUUCACAGUCCGGCUAAAAGCACCGCGACGUAAAUUCGGGAUACACUUCGUAAAAAUUUGCCUGCCGGGAAAACCCACGGGGCAGGAUACUAUCAACCGAUGCACGAUGUUUUAGUAUCAAACAGAAAUGGGAGAUAGUGCUGAGUAAUUUGGGCCCACAUCUUGAAGGGUCAUUCUCUUCCGAUGCCAAGAAAUGCCUUCAAAAACUUUAUGUAAUGAAGUCAAUAUUUGUUGUUUAGUCCAUUUUUUUGGAAGACAUUAUAAAAUAGACGUAUCAUGAUGUCCAUGUUUGCUGGCUUCUUGACGAUGCCAGAUCAUUCAGGAAUUUAUUUUUAUUCAUCUGUCAGUUGUUAUGACAUUCUAAGUCAUGUACGAAUUAUUAAGAAUUAUACCAAGGGAAGAGGAAAACACGAAGAAGGACACUGCACUUUCUCACAGCACUCCACUUUGUCUUCUGAGACACCGCGCGUUUCUUGUGCAAAUCCUAAUUUCUGUCUCAUUGUUAUUUGUAUCCUUCUAUUAAAAACAGCAGCGAAAACAUCCCACCCCAUGUCUCGCUCCCAGGUGCUGGAUUUUUUCCAUGCGACGCUAACUUAAUAAAAAAUCCACUUUCAACACUGGAAUCAUGUGGAAUAUUUUAAGCCAGUUCUACACCGUCCCACCCCAUCGUCCCACCCCAUCCCUCCCUCACUACUUCUGCAACACAAUUUACAACCUCCCAGGGUGUGCCCUAGCGUAGUGCUGUAUUUGGCGACCGCCAUUCCGGCCAUCUGGUUCCUUGAGCUGGACUUGAUGGCCCAGAGGCUGAUGCUGCACAGCGUGGUCAAGCGUCCGGUACACAACUCUACAAAGACGGUGUUCGUGCUCAACGGCAAAGUGGUCAGUGAUGUCAUUAUUGUGUGGUGUCAGUGGUGUUCAUUAUUGUAUGGUGUCAGUGGUGUCAUUAUUGUGUGGUGUCAGUGGUGUCAUUAUUGUGUGGUGUCAGCGGUGUCAUUAUUGUGUGGUGUCAGUGGUGUCAUUAUUGUAUGGUGUCAGUUGUGAAUGCUAACGGCAAAGUGGUUAGUGGUGUCAUUAUUGUGUGGUGCCAGUGGUGAAUGUUAGAAGCAAAGUCGUUAGUGGUGUCAUUAUUGUGUGGUGUUACUGGUAAAUGUUAUAUGUUGUGAGUAUAUUUACAUUAACGGGUAAGGGGAGGGUAGAGGCACUUGGCCAAGUUUGUUAAAAUUACCCAUUUCGGUUCUUGCAUUAAGAAUAAACAUUUAAUAAGCUACGAAUUGAAUCUCCACUUCUGACCAUGUUACUGAUGGUCACACAGGAAACUGUUUUCAUAUAGAUAAUAUAUAUAUAUAUAUACAUUGAAAUUUCUAAAACUUUUCUUUAAAAAUUCAAUUUUGAAAUGCGAAAGAGCUCUAUUAUUUGAUCACCAUUAAACUCUGUUAUUAUCAGUUUGGAUUUUGCUCCCCCCCCCCCAUCCCGAAAACUUAAUAAUACUUGAUAUGGUCAACUUGGAUUUUCUACAGACAUGGAAUACAAAAGUCUAUCAUUUAGAUAAUAGUUUAUUCUAAAAUUGUCAGACUUAUUUCCCUUUUCCUUCAUUUAGGGGGGGGGGGGGGGGGGGGGGGGGAGGGCUUGUUUUUUGACUCCCUCAUUAGAUCACGAGGUCCAGAGGUCUCUUCUGGGAGCCACUGUGUAAAUUCCACAGCUUUUAAUUCCCUCAGAUCAACCUCAACAUCUCGCUUGGCGCCGAGGAGUGGUGCAAGAUACUGGAGCAGAUGCUGCUUCUCAUUCUCAUCGUGGGGCGGUGGCUCCUCCCCAAGGGGGAGAUCACCAGGGAGCAGCUGUCGCAGCUCCUCCUGGUUUACAUCGGGAUGGCCGCUGACAUCAUCGAGCUGUUCGAGGCUUUUAAGGUCAGUGGGUGCAUGCCAUGUAUAGACUCUGUUAUGGUUUCAUGGGCGCCCGCAGAAAACUUUCUAGGGGGGGGGGGGGCAAAAAAUCAAUUGAUUAUGUUUUUAUAGGUGAUCAAUUUUUUAGUAAUUUUUAAUGUAGUUUUAAUUUACUGUAGCGUAUUUGUAUGGUGAACGAACGGACAGGACACCAGCUUAGUUACUUUCUCUUUAUUUUCUCUUUACUUUAAUACAUUUUUUGUCUAUUUUUGUCUAAAAAUUUUUUAUCCAAUCAAUUUUUUUAUCCAAUCAACCCCGAGGGUGGGGGCAAGUGCCCCCCUUGCCCCCCUGCGGGCGCCCAUGUAUGGCUUGUACUGUCUCUCUAGUGUCGGGCAGCUCGUCUGCCAAGCUAAGUAAACCUCACAAUUGGAACGUGCCUCAAAAUUAAAUCUCGGAAUCCCCGUCAUGAGAAUGUAAUUAAACGUUUUUUUCCGGGAGAAUUUUUUUUUUAAAUUAAAAAAAUUGCUGUGAAAUUGGUUAAAUCUGACGCAAAAAACCGGAAUAAGUUAUUAGGAUUUCCCGUGAACAAUUUGAACAAAGGGCGUGUACAAGAUAUAUAUAGGUACUUUUUAUACCCGGUAAAUUGUGUCGUUAAAGAACACAAGAGGGGGGUGGGGGGAUUGCGAGGAGAAAGUACUCCAAAAUAUUUAAAGUAUACUUAGCCCCUUCGUUACAGUAAUUACCCCUUGACCUCCACACACACACACACACACACACAAAUAUAUCGUAUUGCAUCCAACGCAGGACACUUGAUAUCUUUUUAUUGUAUUUUCAUUACAUACUUUGUUAAGUAAAUUGCUGUAAGUUUGUUGUUUUUUUUCUGUCGACGCCCUUUAAAGUUAUGGCGUGUAAUCAACGUUCAUAAUUCUCUUGGUAACAUUCGACUAAGGCGAUUAACGCUUCCACUAGAUUAAGAAAUAAAUUCCAGAAAUGAGAUUCGUAAUGACAAAUAGCGCAAGUGUGUCUGGUGCCUAAUGCUUUUUUUUAAAAUUUAAACGAUGAAGUCUCAAAAUAAAUAUCGUGUUGAAAAUCUUCGGUAUAAUAGGUGAUUGCGAAAUAUAAUGUAAAUAUAGUUCAGGGGAAGCUGUGUAUUAGCAGGAAAAAGGGGGGGGGGUGGGGUUGGGAGAGGAGUGUGUAGCACUAACUGGGAAUCUUAUAAAGUGCGUUACUUGAAUGAAUGUUUAGUCAAGUCAUUUUAGUCGAUGGGAAGUUCACGCAUUGUGGCUACCAUUGUUUACCGGGAUAAAGGUAAUUGUUUUUUUUAAUAAUUUUUUUUUGGUGUUGUUUUAAAAAAAUUAAAAUAUGUUUGUGUAUGUUGGCUAAAUGUCUGAUAAUUUGUGACGGUGUCAGGUAUAACUUAAUAAUUUUAAGUUCGCUUUGACCUGCGCUAUAACACAUGGUGUAAAAAUUAGCAAAAUUGCAAAAAGACAUCAAUUCACCUCGAUAUCAGGUUUUCCGUUCGUAAAAUUACUGAGUCACAAAAACGAGUAGGCUACAAAUAUUUUAUGCCUCAGCUUGUCCACUUUCACUUAAAAACCACCAUAUUUUUGUGUAAACACACAACUUUGUAAGUUGGUACAGAUCAUAAUUUGUAGAAUGAAAAGCUUGUGAUUGUUGCUUUGUGGCCAGGAGAACACGGUCCGUGAGAACAAACUGCUGACCAUCGUCAUCCUGGCCCUGUGGACAGCCAGCCUCGUCCAGUUCACGUUUGUCGUAACUGCUACUAAAUCUAAGAAGUCCAGGGCAUCCGUUGCACUUCCGGUCAACAGUGAAGGCUGUUGCCCUGUUGAGGUAGUUUUUUUAAAUUUUUUAGUCCAUUUAGGAUGGUAUUUGCAUUAUUAUUUAGAUGGUGAUGAUAAUAUUAAUUUGAAUACUGAUAUAUUUCCGGUUGCUUGCAGCAAUAACUGUUGUUGUCUUAAAAAAAUAUUCUGAACACUAUUUGAUGAGAAGCGCUUUUGAACCUCAACAUUAUCAUCAUCAGUGGCACUACACCAUGUGUAGAGCCCUGGCCAGCUCUAUCACAUUCUUCCAUUCAAACACCAUCAUCAGUGGUGCUACAGCCCAUGUAGGCUCCCGACCUGCUCCACCACAAUCUUCCUCUGAAACACCAUCAUCAUUGACUCCACAGCCCAUGUAGGAUCCCGACAUGCUCCACCACAGUCUUCCUCUGAAACACCAUCAUCAUUGACUCCACAGUCUAUGUAGGGCCCUGACCUGCUCCACCACAGUCUUCCAUUCAGAUCGAUCCAUGGCUUUUUGCCUCCAUGCGCAACCCCUCCCCCUCCACACCUUUUGUAAAGGCAUCUCCACGUUGUCAGUCCAUCUCAAUAUUGGUUGACCGGCGAGCCGUCUGCCGCUAAGUUUAUUGUCUGUUGAUUACAUGUGUUGCUCUACAACACGACAUCCUCUCAAGCAAGUCUCAAGCAAGUCUCAAGCAAGUCUCAAGCAAGUCUCAAGCAAGUCUCAAGCAUGUCUCAAGCAAGUCUCAAGCAAGUCUCAAGCAAGUUUCAAGGUGUACUGUCAAGCACAGGAAUUUGGAGCUUAGCUUAAAUUUUGUCAUUAGCAAAUGUUCACCACGCGUUGCAAUUUAAUAUGACCGGAACUAUCCACUCAAGCCAUGAGGAGUUAAACACCCAGAGAAGGAAGAGGAAGGGAGAUCCUUAUAUUAAUAUCAAGGCUGGUGAUGUCUUUCAAUGUAGACCUCAUAGCUGCCCUCCUCUAUUUUUGUGUUGUGUUUUCCCCAGGUGAUCUCCAUAUUUAUCAGCGUCUCCCUCCAGGACGCCCCGUUCUUGGUGCUGCGCUUGCUGCUCAUCUUCCGCUACGACGUCCUCAGCUACACCAACAUCUUCUUCACCUGCAAGAACACUCUUGUCCUAGUUCUACAGGUAGGUUUCGCGGUUCGGUGUGUAUUCUAAUAAUGGAACAGCUAGUUGUCUAUACUUGAACCUCUGGUUGGCUCUGUCAUUUGGACGGUCAACGUAACAUUUAUUUAAAAAAACAUAUUGUUUUAAAAAAAAUGCGCACACAAAAUUUAUCGUAUUAUAAAUCAUAUUUUAGUCUGUUGAUUGGCAAAACGUCCAUGUCGUAUAUUUGUUAGAGCAAUUCUUAUUUGAAGACCAGGAAGUGGGUCGCUCAAAUGAGGCAAAAAUAUUCACAGCCCAGCAUAUUGUUUGUUUUUUCUUCCCCACACCCACGUGAGAAAGUAAUGGGAGGGCGUGGUCCAGAUUUUUAAUAGGAAUGUGCAUGAUACUCCCCCUCUCUACUUUUCCCACUCUCUCUCUCUUAUUCCCAUUCUCUCUCUGAUUUCCCCCUCUCUAUCACUCCAAAUGUCUCUCCCUGCCUCUCAACCCCCUCUCUCCCCCUUCUAUCAGUCUCUAUCUCUCCCCCUCUUUCUCUUACUCCAUCUCCCUCUCUCUCCCCCUCUCUCUCCCCCUCUCUCUCCCCCUCUCUCUCUCUCUUUCCCCUCUACCCCUCUCUAUCACUCCCAAUGUCUCUCCCUGCCUCUCAACCCCCUCUCUCCCCCUUCUAUCAGUCUCUAUCUCUCCCCCUCUUUCUCUUACUCCCUCUCCCUCUCUCUCCCCCUCUCUCUCCCCCUCUCUCUCCCCCUCUCUCUCUCUCUUUCCCCUCUUAUCUCUUUUUCCACCUCUCUAUGUCUCCUCUCUCUCAUCCCUCUCCCCUUUUAUCUCUCUCCUCCUUUAUCUCCUAUUCAUACACUAAAAUUUCUACAACGUAACAUUAGUGUAUAUUUCAAGCUUCUUAUUUCAGAUGUAUCGCCUCUAUGUCCUGUUUACAGAGCGCCCCAAGGAGCAGCUCUUGCCCCUGCCCUCUCCUACCCCACCACAGUCCAGGUAUUUGGACACAGUGCGAGACGUGUACCCGUCCUCUAGUUCCUUUGGCGACUCCUCGGUAUCAGGUAAAUCUGUCAGUAGAUAGUCUCAUGUAAAUUUGUCAGUAGAUAGUCUCAGGUAAAUCUGUCAAUAGAUAGUCUCAUGUAAAUUUGUCAGUAGAUAGUCUCAGGUAAAUCUGUCAGUAGAUAGUCUCAGGUAAAUCUGUCAGUAGAUAGUCUCAGGUAAAUCUGUCAGUAGAUAGUCUCAGGUAAAUCUGUCAGUAGGUAGUCUCAGGUAAAUCUGUCAGUAGAUAGUCUCAGGUAAAUCUGUCAGUAGAUAGUCUCAGGUAAAUCUGUCAGUAGAUAGUCUCAUGUAAAUCUGUCAGUUGAUAGUCUCAGGUAAAUCUGUCUGUAGUCAGUCACAGGCAAAUCUGUCAGUAGAUAGUCUCAGGUAAAUCUGUCAGUAGAUAGUCUCAGGUAAAUCUGUCAGUAGAUAGUCGCAGGUAAUUCUUUUAGUAGUCAGUCUCAGGUAAUCCUUUCAGUAGUCAGAAUCGGGUAAUUUUUUCAGUAGUCAAUCUCAGGUAACUGUUUGCGCGCUAGGGACCGUAGCAAUCCUACUUUUCUGUCUACGUUCACGCAGGGAAUCGUUGACCCGUGUGGUUUGUGGACGGGUAGACUUUCAACUUGGAAGUAUAUACUUUUAAUGUUUACUGUACAGGAAGUUGCUCUGAGGACGACCCUAUAAGGAAGAGAAGCAAAGACAGAAAGAGAAGACAACUUAUCAGGCAGAUGACUGCAGAGAGUGCAAAAACCUUCAGCAGCAGUGUGGACUUCGACACUGUCUACAGGUGAGUCAUCACAAUUUUGACACUGUCAACAGGUAAGUAAUCACAAUUUUCACACUGUCAGCAGGUACCAACAGGUACAUAAUCACAACUUUUAACACGGUCAACAGGUAAGUAAUCACAAUUUUGACACUUUUACAAGUGAGUAGCGACAAUUGGAACGUUUGUCAAUGGAUGAGUUAUCUAAAAGUUUACACUGUCUAUACAUCAACAGUUUCAAAGUGGUAAUUUUAUUGAACUUAUUAUUGGUCUAUAUUAUCAUACAUAUUGAUAUAUAUGUACAUGUACUCUGACACGAAAUAGCGCUUUUCACUCAGCUGCAAAUUAAAAUCAAACAUCAUUUUGAUACAGUAUACCCUCCGUGUUUGGUGCAGUGCCUGACGCCAUAGAAUUAUUGUGUUAACUCAGUGGUUCUCAACCUUCCUAAUGCCGCGACCCUUUAUUUAAUACAGCUCCUCAUGUUGUGGCAACCCCAAAUCACAAAAUUAUUUUCAUUCUACUUCAAAACUAUUGAGUAUAUAUGUUUUCUGGUGGUCUAAGGCUACCUCUGGAAAAGGGCCGUUCGAACCCAAGAGGGGUUGCAACCCAUGGGCUGAGAACCGCUGUGUGAACUUGAAGAAUAAUAAUGGUGUUAAUUCAUGCUACAUUCUUUAUUCGGGCGCUGGAUCCAAGGGAAGCUACUUUAACUUGAUUGCACUCCCAAAAUGUAAUUCAUCGGUUUUCUCCCUUUGAGUAGUAUUUUUUAAAAAAUAUAUACCAGUACAUCAAAAUUGAAAUUUUUAAAAAAUAUUGCAUUACAUAAUACAACCUUAAUAGCAACAUGCGUAUGUUACAUACAGAAACGGACUCGGAGAAGAUUAAAAAUCAGUGUUAUCAGAGGAGAUGCUUAAUAUCCAAAAAUUAAUUCUUGCUUACUGAAGACCAUUUUAGUGGAAUUGUUUUAACAAAUAAAUUUAUUACGUAGUUGUGGAAAAUUCUUAGAAACUAUAUUCUCUUCUAUAAAUAAAGAACAAACGUUACAAUACUCUUACAUAUUAGGUGUUUAUUUUGCUUUGUUUGUGUUUUAAAUUUCACUAGCGAAGUGAAGUCGAUGUUGGAGAACUUUCAAAAUUUUUAUGACAGACUUCUUUGACCAUAGUUAUAUUCUACCUAACAAGUCCACACAAAAAUCCAAUGUUCCGAUAUUUCAAAAUGUGAAUAAUGUCAUAAAUUUCUCUCUUCAAAAGGCCGCACUGAAGAAAUAAAACGUUUAGACGCCUUGAUAAAGGUGGUAAAAAGAAGGGCUUAGGAUCAUUUUCAAGGAUAAUUAAUGCUAUCACAUGAUUAAAUUCAAAACUGUUCAAUUUUUUAACCAUGGGUGAUCAUCUUAACUAGAAGUCCUAAAAUGAGAUACGGGUAUCCCCGACAAAUUAUACAGCGGCGUUCGUGACAUUGAAAAUUUCAACAUUAAGAUAAGUUAAGUUAAGUUAAGAUAAGAUAAAAUAAGAUAAGAUAAGAUUCUUUUAUUGGUCCAAAUAAAUGGAAAUGUUUUUGAUUAACAGUUAAAUUUUAGAAAUGGUACAUAUUUUCCUUCCCCGACAAACAUGGACCGGACGGACGAGCACCUGCAAUGUUCGGCAUAACAUCAGGGUUUCUGUGAUUUAGUGCAAUAGGAACUCAUAACCACAGAGUGUUCCAUUAAUUUCCGUCAAAACUAGAUGUCGAAAUCAUUUUGUUACACCAAGGAUGACACGGUGCAACCAAGGCUAAGCACCCCUUCAAAACGAUCCCGUCCAUUUUAAAUCAAGCGCCAUAUCUGCCCAACAAGUUCCUCGCUGCAUUUUUGGGUAAAAAAUUAGCUUUUUUUUUUCUUUCUUUUAAUUAGUCCGUUGUGAUUGUAUCUUAUUUGUUUAUAAAGUGGGUCAUCGAAUGGGAAAUUUUUUUUCUUCAUAAAGUAGGACGGCGAAUGGGACAAUUUUUUUAGUUUAUAAAGAGGCUCACUGAAUGGGUCAUUAAAGAGACUGAUAAAAAACUUUUUAUUAUGUUCCGGUUGUUAAUUUUUUUUUCAUUCUAUUCACAUCACUCUCAAUUUGAGGAAAUCGAUUUUCGAUAAAAUUAAGAAAAUUCAUCGCUUGCUAAUUUCUGUUUAUGAUUGGAUUAAUUUUUUUUUUAUAAGUUCAACGGAAAAUGAGGGUGGGGGUGGAAUUUACAAAGGCGCCCUGUACUCAGAAAGUUGAAGAUUCACUUUUCUGUAAUAUUUAAUUUUCAAAAUCUCGUCAUAAUCUAUUUUUAGAUUCACACACAAAUGUAAGAUUUGUUGUUUUUUUUUUUUUUGUUGUUGUUGUUGUUGUUGUUGUUGUUAUUUUCAAUGUUAUUUUGUUCACUUUGCCCACCCUCACCAAUUUUUCCAAUCAGCCAUGAGGUAGAUCGAAGACAAACAAAAUCACCAGGAUCCAAGAGCAAACAAUGGGUUACCAUGGAAACCAAUCGCGAAAACGAAAGAACCCAACGGUAUAAAUCUCCGAACCGGAACAAGAAGAAAUCUCCAGGACUUAAGUCCACAAAAGCUAAAGAUGCCGAAACGGAAGAAGAGAGGGACUUUCGGGAAAAAUUAGAGAGAGCAACGACACGAGGGGACAAAGGUGUGGGGACCGCGAGGAAAAAAAGAGAGAGAAAACGUGGGGAAGUGAGGCACAAGGUCAAACAGUUUGAGAGACACUCUAUGGUGAGUGUUUGAUAGAUCUAACUAUACACCAAAAAAACAUAUUAAUUCGAUGAUAAUUAGGUUUUCAGUGCAAACUUGAGGGAAUCUUAGAUUAUUACAGAUGGGACAACAUUAAAUAUAUAUAUAUAUAUAUAUACUAUGUCUAGUGAAUUAUAACGCGUCUGUCUCAUCAGAUGAUUCAAUGGUUCUCUGAAUAAUAGUCUCGUAUUUUUUACUCUGUUUUAUUUUGAAGUCUAUUUUACUUGGAUCUUCUACAAUCCUAUGUUAACUUUUAUUUAACGUAAAUACUAUUAAUCUUCUCAGUCCCAUGAUUUGUUCAAACCUACUAUUCUGGUCCCUCUCACCAAAUGCCAGGCUAAACCAGGUCACAGGCAAUCCAGCGACUCCGAAGUCACCAACGAAUUCGCCGCGGCGGAUGACGUCAUCGCAGAGUCAGACACAGAAGGCGAGACCGGGAAGAACAAGUUCACGCCUAAGCAAAAACUGGUCAGCAAAGGUCACAGCGAUACCAGGUAACGGGCCCCCCAAAGGUCACAUCGAGACCAUAUGAUACCAAUGAUAGAACAAGGGGGGGGACUCUAGUGUUUCAGGGGGAGGGGGGGGGGGCUUCAAGGGUGCACUGUCAUUACAGGUCAAAUAUCAAAGAGUGAGACGCAGUCAAAGAGGAUUUAGGUUACUCCUUUCUCCUUGGCGGGAAACUGUAGCAACGGCUGCAGAAUGACGCCGUGUGAUUUGGUUCAUGGAGAAAGAAAGGACAGACGUGAUUAUCCUAUUUUUACUCUGUCCUGGGAUGGAAUCUUAAGUCCACUCCAAGUGUAGAUGAGGUGGACGGAUGUCCUUAUAAUACUAUUUAUCUUAUGGGCAAAUCUUUAUGCUGUGACAAUUCGGUGGCAAAAAAAAAAUAAUUGUUUAGGUAUCUAGUCUUCAUUGUCAUGCCCCCUACAAAUGGUGCUCUGCUAUUUCAUACAUAUUUCAAAAGACAAUCUUCUAUAUUAACUUCGCUUUUGUUCGUGGCCGGUAAAAAUAGUUGGACGCCUAAUCCCCCACAACCUAUCGAGCUGAAACGUGUGACAUCGAUCACUUGCCCACGACAACAGAUUUUUGUUCAACUUUUCAGCCACACCCCCAGCCCCAACCACCAAAAAUCAAGUUGAUCCUAUUUUUAAAGCGGAAAAAGUUGACCGGAAAAAAAAAAAGGAUGAUACUGAUUUCAAGAUACAAAAAAAAAUUUCUGAUCAAUGCUUUAAAUUAGAUAUAUAUAUAUAUUUUUAAAUUUAAAUAUCACAAGUUCAUUUAGUGUGUAAUAUUUACUUUUGUUUUUUCUGAAAUUUUAAAUAGUUUUAUGAAAGAAAUUAGCAAUGUAGAAGCGGGGGGUCAUUAGAAUACUAAUGCAGCACACGGGCAUGAAAGUAUGUGGAUUUGUGAGCCUGGGGGGAGGGAUGGGGGCGAUAAUUGGGGGAGGUGGGGCCACUAAUUGGGGGAGGUGGGGCCACUAAUUGGGGGAGGUGGGGCCACUAAUUGGGGGAGGUGGGGCCACUAAUGGGGGGAGGGGGGGCCACUAAUUGGGGGAGGUGGGGCCACUAAUUGGGAUUCUUAUAAAAUGCGUUACUUGUAUGCAUGUCUUAAUGAAUUUUCAGACCCCCCCCCNGUGGGGCCACUAAUUGGGGGAGGUGGGGCCACUAAUUGGGGGAGGUGGGGCCACUAAUUGGGGGAGGUGGGGCCACUAAUUGGGAUUCUUAUAAAAUGCGUUACUUGUAUGCAUGUCUUAAUGAAUUUUCAGACCCCCCCCCCAAACCACCACCAAUACUCGACAUUACAUUUAUACCAUUUAUAAAAGAAUGUAUACCAGUUGUUGUCGACCUUUCUAAAUGCCGCGACACUUCAAUACGAUUCCUCAGGUUGUGUGUGGCGACCUCCAAACUCAAAAUUAAUUUCGUUUAUACUUUAUAACUGUAAAGUAUAUGUGUUUUCAGAUGGUCUUAGGUAACCCCUGUGAAAGGGUCGGGCGACACCCCCCCCCUUUUCCAAAGGGGUCACGACCCACAGGUGGAGAAUUUUUUCGAAAAACUUCGGUUUUAGGGGUUGGUUAAUAUUUUAAAAAAAAAUAAACAUACUAAAAUGUCUCAUUACUGUUCCUGAGCUAAUCUCUAGUUUUAAAAAUUGCUCAAACUGCAAGUCUUGCGUCUCCAGCCCCAGGUCUGACUCCAGCGGACGCCGUCACCGAGUUGACGCCGGGCGCCGGGACAAGCAGCAGCCCGACCGAGGUCAGGACAACUGGAAGUCGGUCAAGGACAUGCGCACAGCGCUGGCUUUUCUGAACGAGACAGGCAAACACAAGACGGUUGUCCUAAGGCGAGGUCAAGAUGGCAGAUACGUCCUGGAAGAUGACCACAGUCUGGACUUGCCAUGAUUUAAGUGAAGUGGGGGGUU